CUCGAACCAUCUCAAAGGCCACCAAUACACCCGUUCCAUUUCCCUCAGGCACCUCAAUGGAUCGCCCGAAACCAUAGCCGCUGCAAUCCCAACAAAUCUAUUUCCACCACACCCAUCCGCAAUAACCUUCCCAAGCCCAGAAACAAACCGCAAACGACACCUCCAGAAAUGACCUCCCUCCUCCCGCCAAACCUAGACCUAUCCGCCAUCCCGUCCUCCGCCGCCCUCUUUACCUCUCCCUCCUCCUCCUCCCACGAUACCGACCCCACAACCACCACCACCACCAGAAGUCCAACCCCAAGCCACAAGCAACAACAUCAUCAUCACCAGCGCUACACGCUCCCGCAGAUCCGCGCGAUCCAUGCCGCCCUGCACACCCACGUCACCGACGUCUCAGCGAGACUGCGCACGCAGGUCGGCGGCUCUUACCGCGAGCUGCUGGGCACGGCCGACACGAUCGUCGCGAUGCGGGCGGACAUGGACGAGGUGCUGGAACUGUUGGGGGAAAUGGGAAGCCGGUGCGGGAGGGCGGUUGUGGGCGGGAAGGUCGGCGGGCUGAGGGCGUUUUCUUUGCAGGUUCUGAGGCAGCGACGGCAGGAGGGUAAUGACGGGGGAGUAUUGGGAUUGGGGACGGGGGAGAGGCUGGUUCUGGCGGCGCGGUUGUACGUGUUUGGGCGGCUGCUGGUCAAGAGCCUUGGCGAGGGAAAGGCGCUGGCUGCUGCGCGGAAGAACCUCGAGAGCGUGCACCAUGGGCGGCUGGCGAGGGGGAUUGACGCGGUGCUGCGGAGCGGGAGCGACAAGGCCAUGAAGCGAGGCGAUAUACUGUGCGCGCUGGCGGCGUACAGCCUGGCUACCAGCUCUGGGGCGAGGGAUGUGCUGGCGCACUUUUUGCGCGUGAGGGCCGAGGCGAUCGCCGUAGCGAUGGGGAUGGGCGAGGAGGAGAGGGAGGCGAGAAACCCCAAGGAUGUGCUGCGUGCUUUGGGACUGUACACCAAGACACUGUUGGACGUGCAGAGCCUUGUCCCGCACAAGCUUACCGAGGCGCUGGUGAAACUCAAGGAGGAACGGCUGUUGGAGAACGCGUCGCUGAAGGAGAUGGAGGCGCUGAGGCUGGAUGUUUACAAACGGUGGUGCGGGGACGAGAUACAGUUUUACACGCCCUUUAUUCGGCACGACGAUCUGGAUGGGCCGCAGGCCAGGGAGCUGCUCGCGCGCUGGGCGGAGAAGGGAAGCGAGGUGCUGCUCCAAGGGCUCGAAAAGACGCUUGAGAGUAUGACCGAGCUCAAGGCCAUCGUCGAGCUGCGCACGAGCGUGCUGGAGCUGUGGAUCUCCGAAGGCGGCAGGGCGCGAGGAUUUGAUCCCUCCGAGAUGCUCGACCAGCUCCGCACGACCAUCAACAGGCACAUGCUGCGCGUUCUCGAGGCCAAAGUGGCCAAGCUGCGCCUCGUCGGUUCCGAAGUCUCGGCCGCCCUAGACGCCUGGCGCGAAGGCGUAACCGACCGGCACCAAAGCCUUUGGGACGUUUCCUCGAUCGACACCGAUCUCUCCAACGGCGUUGCCCAGUUCACACAGGAUGUUGUCGCCCGGCUGUACGGCAGGAACAAUGCCGUGUCCAAGGCCGUGGCCAGCUACAGGUCCUGGUUUCAUGUCAUUGACGACGUGGGUCAGGUCGUGGACCAGCUGAAGCGGCAGCGGUGGGACAACGACGUCGAUGAGAUCGAGGACGAGGAAACAAUCGAGGAACGCCAGAAACUGCUCUCCAAGGACGACCCGCUGGCGUUGAGCGAGCACCUGAAUCGUUUGCUGAUCGAUGCGUUCAGGCAUUUAGACGACCAGCUGAUUGCCCUGUGGAAUGCGCAGCGAGAGGGCCCAGAUAACGGCGCCGUAGCCAUGUACUUUGUGCGGCUGCUUAGGGAUAUUCGGGCCAGGCUGCCGGAUCUAGAAGCAGUCAAGGGCUUUGGCUUGGCUGCAGUGCCGUCGCUUCACGAGGCGGUAGCCAAAACCGUGGUUGUCUCGCCGCUGGAUGAGUUUGUCACCGGGGCACUCACACGGAGGUCGAUUGUGGGACGGAGCCUAUGGGAGGGCGAGCCGGCGCUACCGGGGUCACCCUCCUCGGGCACCUUCAAGUUCAUGAGGAACCUAACCGUCGCGAUGGGCGAUGCUGGCGCGGAUUUGUGGAGCCCUGCGGCUGUCGGUGUUCUAAAGCGCCACCUACAAAUACAAAUAUCCGACGCUUGGCUGGAGGUCCUUGGCGCCCUGAGUUCUGCCGGGACUCGUGAGGGAGAGCACACUGAAGACACGGAAACGGAGGAGGGCGCAGCCGAACAGGGCAAUGAGAGGUCCGCAGCAAACCUCUGGCAACGAGAUCUGCUCGUUCAGUGGCUUUUGGACAUCUACUACCUCCGGUGGUUCUUGGGGUCUGACGACUCACUGAAGGAUCUGGAGGAGGUGGUGUACCAAAGGUCGUGCCUGGACGCGACGGGCAAGGAGAGACUGGCCAAGGUGUCGCAGCACUACUUCAAGAGGACGAGCUUGCUGUUUGGGUUGUUGACAUAA
Messenger RNA from Parathielavia appendiculata, 2556 nucleotides. RefSeq lists its product as uncharacterized. NCBI's taxonomy places the organism in Eukaryota, Fungi, Ascomycota, Sordariomycetes, Sordariales, Chaetomiaceae. Gene Ontology annotation, biological process: intra-Golgi vesicle-mediated transport. The coding region runs from base 169 to 2556 and encodes 795 amino acids. The record is from RefSeq and is a predicted model, not a curated record. Gene Ontology annotation, cellular component: COG complex; Golgi apparatus. The transcript has 2 exons.